CGAGUCGAGCCGGGCGGGAGAAACCUGCGUGCGGGCCUCACGGGCCCCGCCCCGUGCCCCGCUCCCCGCCGAUCAUAUGUUCGGCGCGCCGGCGCGCAGCGACCGCUCACUGCGACUCGGGCACCCGCCGUCGUCGCAACGUCACGAGCUCUACGUACACGCCCGCGCAGGAUCAGCUGUCGCGACUGAUACGCACCGCACGGCGAAGCCCUGUAAUAAGCCGCAGUGCGGUGUGCCAUGGAGCUGCUUUGUGCGGAACGCGUGAGCCCGAGCACCGAGGGCGCAGCGGCGCCGGCGCCGGGCCCGCGGGCCGCCGUGCCGGACCCGGUGCUGCUGCGGCGCCGCGUGCUCGACAACCUGCUGCGCACGGAGGAGCGUUACGCUGUCACCAGCAACUACUUCGGCACCGUGCAGACGGAGAUCACGCCUCACAUGCGUCGCCUCGUCGCCGAGUGGAUGUUAGAGGUAUGUGAAGACCAAGGAUGCCAAGAGGAGGUGUUCCCCCUAGCGGUGUCGUACCUGGAUCGCUUUCUGAGCAUUUGUCCAGUGGGGAAGAGCCAAGUGCAACUCCUGGGCACGGCGUGCCUCCUGCUGGCGUCUAAACUGCGGGAGCCCGGCUCACGCUGCCUGCCCGCCGACCUGCUGGUCUUCUACACCGCAAACAGCAUCACCCUCGCCGACCUAUGCAGUUGGGAGUUGCUCGUGUUGUCGAAGCUCAAAUGGGACGUAGCCGGAGUGACGGCGCACGACUUCCUGCCGCUGCUGCUGUCGCGGCUGCCGCUGCGGGGGCUCGUCAACACCAACAUGGUGCACCGGCACGCUCAAACCUUCAUUGCGCUUGCUGCCAGAGAUUACGAGUUCAUGUUGUACUCGGCGAGCACGCUGGCGGCGUGCAGCAUCGCCGCGGCGCUGCGCGGGCUCAGCUUGGACGGCCAUCUGCCGCGCCUGCACGACCUCACCGGCAUCGACUUGGACUGCCUACACACAUGCCUCGAACAAAUAGAGGAGAUGGUGCAGCACAUGAUAGAAGAACGCCCGGUCUCGGCCCCAAACGGGCAGAGCAGGGAGGCGGCGGGGUGGACCCCCCCGCCCUCCCAAGACAAGGCGCAUAGCAACGCCGCUACCCCCACCGACGUCAGAGACGUUCACUUCUAACGCCGUAUAUUGAUAAUCAUACAGUUCGCUUAAAAGGUGCAAGUACGAAAAUACUUUAAACUAAACCUAUAGUUAUUAGGGUGCAUAGUGAUCGAGGACUGAUACCAAGACUGACAAGCACAUGUCUACACGUAGGCACGCGCCUACUUACUAUAAGUAUAGUACAUGUAUAGAGUAAGUUUAAAUAAGAAUAAGUGUGCCCUGCGAGCUACUUUGUUGGCCUCCUAGCUUCGCCGGGCGUGAGGCGCAGCACUCAGUGAGUUUACUUUAUAAACACAUCUUCCGGUUUUAGUAAAUAUUUUUCUUGAAAUUAAAAUCUACCUCUUAUUAUUUAAGGCAAAAGUUUCAGUUUCGUCCGGCCGUAAGCUCUAAUAUCAUUUUAUAAAGCACGGUACACGCUGACUACAUUUUCAUGCUAUUUGCAUGGGACCAAAGCAUCAUUUUGUUUUAAAAAUGAUCUGAUAUCUGUAACAUAGAGUGACUGUUAUGUUUAAUCAUAACAGUAUAGUGGUACAUACUUAUUCCAUAUUCGAAGGGUUGAUUACGAUGAGAACAGUAUCCACAUUAAGUGAAUUCCGUAAAGUUGAUAAACCUGUUAUAUAUCGCGAUAUCCAUCAAAUUCUACUUAUAUCGGGGGAAGGCAAUAAAAUACGCUUUUAUAUUUUGUAAAAACUAAUGUUACGUUCAUUAAUUGUAUCAUAUUUAUAUAUACUAUAGGCACUACAUAUAAACAAAUUCAUAGGUUGGUAGUAGUUGAUUUGAAGGACACCGUAUGUUGGGGACUUGUAUGGAUGUCUCGAGGGUGGACACGCGCGCACGCGCACGCAAGGGCUGUAUUUUUGUUUCCGCUCUCUCAAAGAUUCUCUUAAAGACUAAUUCUCUUUGUAGGCAAUUAAAUCUUGUUCCUCUUGUAAUACAGUGAUGUUUAGAUUAGGUACGCCGCGGUAAGGCGUCAACAACUGUAGGUUUAAUUUUAAAAUUUAAUGUGAUAGUGUCGAAAGAUGAUUGAACUUCAUAUCAUAGUCACUUCAAGUCAUAAUAUGUAAACGUAGAGGUACUAUUUGUUGGAUAAAUUAAGAAAA
Cydia amplana is the source of this 2237-nucleotide messenger RNA. RefSeq names its product G1/S-specific cyclin-D3. The transcript has 5 exons. The coding region runs from base 238 to 1155 and encodes 305 amino acids. The record is from RefSeq and is a predicted model, not a curated record. Lineage: Eukaryota; Metazoa; Arthropoda; Insecta; Lepidoptera; Tortricidae. Gene Ontology annotation, biological process: regulation of cyclin-dependent protein serine/threonine kinase activity; mitotic cell cycle phase transition. Gene Ontology annotation, cellular component: cytoplasm; cyclin-dependent protein kinase holoenzyme complex; nucleus. Gene Ontology annotation, molecular function: cyclin-dependent protein serine/threonine kinase regulator activity.